Radiomyces spectabilis is the source of this 675-nucleotide messenger RNA. RefSeq lists its product as uncharacterized. Bases 62 to 496 code for a protein of 144 amino acids. The record is from RefSeq and is a predicted model, not a curated record. NCBI's taxonomy places the organism in Eukaryota, Fungi, Mucoromycota, Mucoromycetes, Mucorales, Radiomycetaceae. The transcript is spliced from 4 exons.
CUCUGGCCCGACGGUCUUGUCAGUUGCAGCAAAAGCGGCAGAUACCCUGGUGAAACCUUCGAUGGUUGCUCCUAUGCCGGAUAUCGUUGUAAAAAAAGAUGGUACGGAGCGCCUUGCCGGCGAGUUUAAGGGGCCACAUAGCACGUCCGUUGGGGUCCAUACCGACCUGGUCAAGCUCGGCAACGAAUUGAAAUUCAUGCUUGGUUCCAUGGUUCGGAAUGAUCCAUCCGAAAACGUCUAUGUCGUGGGAAUUCUUCUUCAAGGCUUCAGAUGUACCACCUACAAGCUGGACCUGAUUUACAACGGGGUCUAUCGACUGAUCGAAUUGUCUUCCGCCAAUCUCAUGAUCAAUGGAUUGGAUUUCUUUCCUGCGAUCAAGGUUUUCGAAAAUAUGGCGCAACUGAAGAACCUGAUAAUCACCCCGAAUCAUCAUGCAAAGCAGCCACUGUCUUGGCGUCGACCAUCAUUCUUUCCACCAAUCGACAUCAGUGUAUAGCUUACGAAAGUCGGAUCAAUCACCUAUUUCGCUAGUUCUAUUUUCCAAGAAAUCAGAAAAAGUAAAGUAUUACUGAAAGUUACCUGUGGAAGAACUACCAAUCAUACUGUAUGAAUUAUUGUUGUCAGUUCCUUUGAUUACGUUUACAGUGAAUGGACAGUGGUAGCUUUACUUUCAUC